GAUGGAAGGAGGAGGAGUGGAGGUGGAGGAGAGGGCGAGCGUGAAGCAGUGCCGCAAGCUGCUGUACAGGAGCAUGCGCAUCGGCGUUGCGGACGGGCGGAUUUUCGUGGCGCUGUGCUACUAGACCAUGGAGAAGAGAAAGAGAAAGAGUGUCUCGUUUUACAGCUCGCAGCAGUGGGACAAGCAGCGCGCCAAGCGAUCCCGCAACGACGAUGACGAGUUUUAUGAGGUGGAAUCCAUCCAGCAGAUGAGGCUUUUCGAGGGAAAACUCCAUUACUACAUAAAAUGGAAGGGAUAUCCAGAGGAGUUCAAUACUUGGGAGCCGCACAAGCACCUAGCGAAUUGCCCCCAGGCCCUCAAGGACUUCGAGCGGAGUCAGCAAGCUUUGGUAGCAGCUGAAGUGAAAGCUGAGGUGAAAGCUGAAGUGGAAGGCGAGAAGGCCCUGCCUCCAUUGCUAGCUGCAAAGCCACACCAGGACCUUGGAAGCCCGAGUUUGCAGUCCACUGUUGCGAAUCACGUCGCGGUGGAAAAAAUUCUCAAGGCAAUGAGCUACUCCACGAGAGAACUCAGCAACGGGGAGAAGGAUCUCAAUGUGACCUUCAAGGUUCUACGGUCCGAUGGCGAGGAGAUUCUACUGGAUAACAAGUACCUGCGCGAAAAUUAUCCCCAGCUGCUUCUGGAUUUCUACGAACAGCGUGUGAGGAACGUCCGGCAAUGAGAGACUGGGGAUAGUGUACAUAAUUUCUUUUUCCAACUUAGAGCUAGAGUACUUGCGGACGAGAUGCUAAAGCUUGGGACAAACUCUUUUGAGUUACUCAUGGAAAUUUUGAAGUUUACUAUCGCAGAAGAAACAAAUGAUUUAUGAA
Molecule: messenger RNA, 866 nt
Organism: Selaginella moellendorffii
Lineage: Eukaryota; Viridiplantae; Streptophyta; Lycopodiopsida; Selaginellales; Selaginellaceae
Product: probable chromo domain-containing protein LHP1
Exons: 7
Coding region: 128-718 (196 amino acids)
Biological process (GO): heterochromatin formation
Cellular component (GO): nucleus
Source: RefSeq, a predicted model, not a curated record